AUGAAUUGUGAAGCUUUGAUGAAUCAAGAUGAGCACAUUCAAUCAAUUUUACACAAACAGUCAAAGCAAAUGCGAAAUGAUUAUCGUAUCCGUCUCAAUGCUUCGAUUGAAUGUAUCAGAGUUUUCUUGCGACAAGGGAAUUCAUUUCGAGGUCAUGAUGAGACUGAAGGUUCUCUUAAUCCGGGUAACUUUCUUAUUCUACUGGAGUUUUUAGGUGCUCAUAAUAAAGAGAUUAAUGAUGUGAUAUUGAAAAAUGCCCCAAAAAAUUGCAAGUUAACAUCACCGGAUAUUCAGAAGGAUAUAGUAAGGGCUUGUGCAACUGAAACAAUUAAUGUUAUUAUCAAAGAUAAUGGUAAUUCAUUAUUCUCUAAUUUAGUUGAUGAAUCUCGUGAUGUGUCAAUGAAAGAGCAAAUUACUACAACACUCUCACUUAAAGCUGCUAUUGAUAAGAUGUUCUCUAAAUAUAAUUUGAGCAUAGCUAAUGUGAGAGGACAAGGUUUUGAUGGAGCAAGUAAUAUGCAAGGUAAAUUUAAUGGUCUAAAAGCACUCAUUUUAAAGGAGAACCCAUGUGCAUUUUAUAUACAUUGUUUUGCCCAUCAGCUUCAACUAGCUCUUAUAGCUGUGGCCAAGAAAAAUCUUCCGAUUUCUAAUUUCUUUCGUAUUGUUGGUGAUGUGGUAAAUGUUGUUGGAUCAUCCUGCAAACGUUCUGAUCUUCUUAAGGAGAAACAUUCAAAUUUUAUUAUUGAGGCAUUGGAGAGGGGUGAAAUUUCAAGUGGUCGAGGACUUAAUCAAGAAACUACCCUUCAACGUGCUAGGGAUACACGUUGGGGGUCACAUUACAAUUCUUUAAUCAGUUUGAUUUCUAUGUUAUCUACUGUCAUUGAUGUGCUUGAAGUGAUUUCAGAAGAUGAUUCUAGUUCUCCUGAUCAAAAAACUGAGGCAUUUAAUUUAUUGGAAUCAAUACUUUCAUUUGAUUUUGCAUUUAAUCUACACUUGAUGAAAUAUGUCUUAGGGAUUUCGAGUGAAUUGUCGACAGCAUUACAAAAGAAAGAUCAGGAUAUUGUAAAUGCAAUGGAUUUGGUACAAGUAUGCAAACACCGACUCCAAAAUAUGAGAGAAGAUGGUUGGGAUUCAUUUUUAGAAAAAGUUCAUUAUUUUUGUCAACAACAUUACAUUGAUUGUCUCAAAAUGGAUGAUAUGUUCACACGUUGGGCACCACGUGGUCGUCCCCAUCGUAAUCCACCAGAAGUAACAAAUUUACAUCACUAUCGAGUUGAUUUAUUCUAUGGUGUUAUUGAUAUGCAACUUCAAGAAUUAAAUGAUCGUUUCUCCGAGGCAAGUACAGAGUUACUUCUUUGUGUAGCUUGUUUGUGUCCACAAAACUCUUUUUUGGCUUUUGACAAGAAAAAAUUGUUGCAACUGGCUGAGUUUUAUCCACAAGAUUUCUCCAAAUUUGAUCUUCUCGUACUUGAUGAUCAACUUGAAACAUAUAUAUGUGAUAUGCGUUCUAACAAAACAUUUCAAGGAUUGAAAGGCCUCGGUGAUCUUUCAGAGAAGUUAGUUAUGUCAAAGAAAAAUAUGGUGUAUCCAUUGGUUUUUAAGCUUUUGACAUUAGCAUUAAUUUUACCGGUUGCGACUGCGACGGUAGAGAGAGUGUUUUCUGCCAUGAGAAUUGUGAAAGACAGGUUGCGCAAUCGAAUGAGUGAUGAUUGGAUGAAUGAUAGUCUUAUUGUCUAUGUAGAGAAAGAUAUAUUUCUAAAGGUUGAUAAUGAAGCUAUUAUACAAAAGUUUCAAAAUAUGAAGACUCGAAAAGAACAAUUGUAA
Molecule: messenger RNA, 1824 nt
Organism: Zingiber officinale
Lineage: Eukaryota; Viridiplantae; Streptophyta; Magnoliopsida; Zingiberales; Zingiberaceae
Exons: 2
Coding region: 1-1824 (607 amino acids)
Molecular function (GO): protein dimerization activity
Source: RefSeq, a predicted model, not a curated record